This is a messenger RNA of Dioscorea cayenensis subsp. rotundata (Guinea yam), 1369 nucleotides long. Its product is annotated as GTP-binding nuclear protein Ran-3. Gene Ontology annotation, cellular component: nucleus; cytoplasm. Gene Ontology annotation, biological process: protein import into nucleus; ribosomal subunit export from nucleus. Gene Ontology annotation, molecular function: GTP binding; GTPase activity. The record is from RefSeq and is a predicted model, not a curated record. The transcript is spliced from 8 exons. Bases 183 to 848 code for a protein of 221 amino acids. NCBI's taxonomy places the organism in Eukaryota, Viridiplantae, Streptophyta, Magnoliopsida, Dioscoreales, Dioscoreaceae.
UCUUUCUACUUCUCCUCCAUUUUUUUCAAUUUUAAUUUAAAAGGCUGCUUCUUCUUCUUCCCCUCCCCAGUCCCCUGCGCCGCGUAAGAGAACCAAAAAAAAAAAGCAAAAUCCUUUGCUCAAAAUACUCCGCAGCCUCUCCCUCGUCGAUUCGAUCGAUCGAUUGAUUGAUUGAUUGAUUGAUGGCGCUCCCGAAUCAGCAGACUGUGGAUUAUCCAAGCUUCAAGCUUGUGAUUGUAGGCGAUGGUGGUACAGGGAAGACUACGUUCGUGAAGAGGCAUCUUACUGGAGAGUUUGAGAAGAAAUAUGAACCUACCAUUGGCGUUGAAGUCCAUCCAUUGGAUUUCUUUACAAACUGUGGGAAGAUCCGGUUCUACUGCUGGGAUACCGCUGGCCAGGAGAAAUUUGGUGGCCUAAGAGAUGGAUACUACAUUCAUGGGCAAUGUGCUAUAAUCAUGUUUGAUGUUACUGCAAGGCUUACAUAUAAGAAUGUUCCAACAUGGCAUCGAGAUCUGUGCAGGGUCUGUGAGAAUAUUCCCAUUGUUCUCUGUGGCAACAAGGUAGAUGUCAAGAAUAGGCAAGUUAAGGCUAAGAUGGUUACAUUCCACAGGAAAAAGAAUCUUCAGUACUAUGAGAUCUCUGCCAAGAGCAACUACAAUUUUGAGAAACCGUUCCUAUAUUUGGCUAGAAAACUUGCUGGGGAUUCAAACCUUCACUUUGUUGAGUCACCAGCCCUUGCUCCUCCUGAAGUUCAAAUUGAUCUUGCUGCUCAGCAACAGUACGAGGCAGAGAUAGCUGCUGCAGCUGCACAGCCCCUGCCAGAUGAUGAUGAUGAUGCUUUUGAAUAGAUGAAUGUCCCUGGUGCUCCAGUAGUAGGUUUUUAUGUCGCCAUUGAUUUUAUACUCUAAAGUAUAUUCAGAAAGUUUCUGGAGAGUUUGACUGUUUCUUACCUGGUUUAUUUGGUUGUGAUGAUUAGUAUGCACUGAUGUAAGACCGGGACUCAUUUUUAGUAUAUUAACCACCCUUGCUCAGAUUGUAUCCGUCAUCUACAUAGGCUUGGGUUGCAACUGGUUUCCUAAUGAUCUUCCAAUAUCUACAGUUUGAUAACAUCCAUAUUGCCAGAUGCAUUUCAGUCUUUUUUAAUGCUUCUGCUGGUGAUGAUGUUUGUGGCCUGAUAGAGAGCCUAGUUUUUUUUUGUUGGUUUCAAAUUGAUGUUUGAAGCAGUGUUUUGUGUGAUUACAAAUUACUGUGCAUGGGGAGCUGUAUUUCUUUUUCUUGUUCUUAUUUGGAUGACGCAGCGGUAUAUGGACCAGAUGUGUAUUAACUUGCAAAUCAAGCAAGAUUAAUUAAAUUGAAUUUUUUAAGACAA